This is a messenger RNA of Aspergillus viridinutans, 1638 nucleotides long. RefSeq names its product FAD-binding oxidoreductase. Gene Ontology annotation, molecular function: catalytic activity; FAD binding. The transcript has 2 exons. NCBI's taxonomy places the organism in Eukaryota, Fungi, Ascomycota, Eurotiomycetes, Eurotiales, Aspergillaceae. Bases 1 to 1638 code for a protein of 545 amino acids. Gene Ontology annotation, cellular component: mitochondrion. The record is from RefSeq and is a predicted model, not a curated record.
AUGUCGAGCGCCAGAAACCUUUCGGUUGCCCUCCGACGGGCUCGUGUACCCAAGCCUCGCUGUUGGGUGCGCCCCAUCCUCGCCAACGGUGCUUCUGUGCCGGCCGCAAGAUCUUUCAGUGUCAGCUCCGUUGUCGGAGGUAAUGCGACAAGAGAAAUCAAGUACACCACCAACGCCUAUCCCGAACUCAAGCGCAAUCCCAAUUUCGCCGAGAUCACGGAACAGGAUGUGAAGUACUUCAAGGAGCUGCUUGGCGCUCAAUCGGCUGUGAUUGAUGGAGUGACAACAGAUGCUACGGACGAUAUUGAACCCUUCAAUGCCGACUGGAUGCGCAAAUACCGCGGCCACACGAAACUAGUCCUUAAGCCACAGAACAAGGAGGAGGUUAGCCAGAUCUUGAAAUACUGCAAUGAGAAGAAGCUGGCUGUUGUUCCCCAGGGAGGUAAUACCGGGUUGGUGGGAGGUUCCGUGCCUGUGUUCGACGAGAUCGUCAUCAAUACUUCACGCAUGAACAAGAUUCGCUCUUUCGAUGAGGCCUCUGGUGUGCUGGUCGUUGAUGCAGGUGUCAUCCUCGAGGUAGCAGAUCAGUACCUCGCGGAGCGCGACCACUUGUUCCCCUUGGAUUUGGGUGCAAAGGGUUCGUGCCAUGUCGGAGGAAACGUCGCGACCAAUGCGGGAGGACUCCGUUUGCUGCGCUACGGUAGUCUUCAUGGCAAUGUACUUGGCCUUGAAGCUGUCCUGGCGGAUGGUACUAUCGUCGACUCCCUCUCCACCUUGAGAAAGAACAACACAGGCUAUGAUCUGAAGCAGUUGUUCAUCGGCUCAGAAGGUACUAUCGGCAUCGUCACCGGCGUCGCCAUCUUGUGCCCUCCCCGGCCCAAGGCAGUCAAUGUGGCCUACUUUGGUCUCGAAAGCUAUGACCAGGUUCGCCAGGCGUACAAGGAGGCCAAGGGUCACCUUUCCGAGAUCUUGUCCGCCUUUGAGUUGAUGGACGGACGCAGCCAGAAACUCGUUCACGAGUCGACUGGCUCAAAGUACCCGCUGGAAGGGGAGUACCCUUUCUACUGCCUCGUCGAAACCAGUGGUUCCAAUGCAGAGCAUGACAUGGAGAAGCUGGAAGGCUUCUUGGAGCAUAUCAUGGGUGAGGGAAUCGUCGCCGACGGUGUCCUGGCCCAAGACGAAACACAAUUCCAGUCUAUCUGGCGUUGGCGAGAGGGCAUUACGGAAGCUCUGAGCCACCUCGGCGGUACUUACAAGUAUGACGUCUCUAUUCCUCUGCCUGAGUUGUACCAGCUUGUGGAAGACUGCCGUGAGCGCUUGACGAAGAUGGGAUUCGUGGGCGACGAUGACUCUUUCCCUGUCCGAGCCGUCGUCGGAUAUGGCCAUAUGGGUGACUCAAAUCUCCACUUGAACAUUUCUGUCAGGCAGUACAACAAGGAGGUCGAGAAGGCCAUUGAGCCUUGGGUGUAUGAGUGGAUCCAGAAGCGCAACGGCAGCAUCAGCGCCGAGCAUGGAUUGGGCCUUGCCAAGAAGGAUUUCAUCGGGUACAGCCAGAAUGAUACCAUGCUCAAGUUGAUGAAGCAGCUGAAGACCUUGUACGAUCCGAAUGGGAUUAUGAACCCUUACAAGUACAUUUAG